AUGGGCUGUGUGCUGGGCGCGCGACCCCAGACCCCAGACCGGAGCCUCAGCAGGGCUUCGCGGGCAGCCGACCAGGGUCUUCACUCACGCCCGCAGCUCGACACAAUUAGGUGCGACCGCGGCCGCUCGCAGAACCCAGCUGGCGUCGCCGCGGGCUCACGGCGAUACGACGCGCCCGAGAGCGGGGGGGGCGGGGGAGGGGUGGAGGGGUUGGGGCGCGGGGGCGGCCGCUUUGCCGGACGCGGCGCCAGAAGAAAGGGACCGGGACGCCGCAGUCGGCAGGGGCCGUCGGCCCUGGGGGCGCGGGGGCGGCGGGGGCGGAUCGAUGCUCCGCAGCAGCGGCUGCGCUGCCGCUGCCUCCGGGCUCCUCUAGCCUGCCCGGCUGCCGGCGCUACGAAGUUCAUCACGCUGCACAUCGUAGACGAGGACAGCUACGAGAAGGACAUGCUCUUCUACGUGCAGCUGGGCGAACCGCGAAUGCUAGGCGACGAAGCAGGCCUGGCCGCCGAGGCGGAGCUCAAGAAGCCGGAGGACCUCACGCCCGAGGAGAAGGUGGCGCUGCUCGGCCGCCCCAAGCUCGGCGAGGUCACCCGCACCCUCAUACGCAUCAAGGAGAGCAAGGAGUUCAAGAACACGGUCGACAAACUGGUGCAGAGGGCAAACGCUUCUUUGUUAAUCGGCACGUCCUCCUGGAAAGAACAAUUCAUCGAGGCAAUCACGGUCAGUCCGGGGGAUGAUGGUGGAGGAGGUGAAGGAGAUGAAGAUGAUGAAAAACUGCCAUCAUGUGGAGAUUACAUUAUGCACUUCCUCACUCUCUUCUGGAAGCUAUUAUUUGCCUUUGUUCCACCAACAGAUCUGUUAGAUGGUUAUUUGUGUUUCGUUGUGUCAAUAUUUGGUGUCGGAUGCCUGACGGCCAUCAUUGGUGAUGUGGCAUCGCACUUUGGGUGCACAGUUGGGCUGCAUGAUGCCGUAACAGCAAUAGCCUUCGUAGCACUGGGUACAAGUGUGCCAGACACAUUUGCAAGCAAAGUGGCAGCUUGUCAAGACAAAUAUGCUGAUGCAUCAGUGGGGAAUGUCACAGGAAGUAAUGCUGUGAAUGUUUUCCUUGGCAUUGGAAUUGCUUGGUCAAUUGCUGCAAUCUACCAUUGGUCCAAGGGGGAACAGUUUAAUGUUAACCCAGGAAAUAUGGCUUUUUCUGUGACAAUAUUCUGCACAGAAGCUGCUGUUGCAAUAAUGAUCUUAGUUUUGAGGAGAUCCAAAAUGGUUGGAGGUGAACUCGGUGGUCCAAAAUGCAUAAAAUGGACAACAACAUGUGUACUUCUGUCCCUCUGGCUCAUAUACCUAAUACUGUCCAGCUUGGAAGUUUACGAUGUGAUUAAAGGAUUCUAAAUGUGGAUAAGUGUUCGCUCUGGGAGCUCAGAUGGGAAUUCCUGGAGGAAAGAAGAGAUUCAUUUUGUAGAACACUACUGGAAAGUUUAGAGAACCAGCAUUUGAAGUUGACUGUGGAGCAAUCCUACUGCCGCCCACAUACAUUUCAUGCAGGGACCAUGAAGACAAAACACAAGAAAUUAAAGCUUAUGUGGAGGCAUAUAGACAGUCAUUUUUUCCUUGCUCUAUUUGUGAGUGGAACAGGAAAGUAAAUGACUAGUUGUAGUAAGGGGUACGCUCUGCCACAUACUUUAAGGUGGCUUGCAGAAUAUAUAUGUAGAUUUUUUUAGAUGUAGAUAUCUAUGUAAUGGUUAAUGGUGCAGUAUAAAGCAUAUUUGGUUACUCAUAUGUACAUUGGUGGAAACUGUAUGUAUUGCAAAGGUGUAAAAUUUUUGUAAUGCUUUAUGUAAUGAUCAGCUUGUAUGUACAAUCAUAGAGAUACAUUGUAAUUUUGCCUUUGUUAUCACCAUAAAAUCUUUUGUAGGCCAUGGUUUGAAAAUGGACAUGAUCUUCUGCAUCCAGUCCACACAAAAAAUGA
Schistocerca serialis cubense is the source of this 1966-nucleotide messenger RNA. Its product is annotated as sodium/calcium exchanger 1-like. The record is from RefSeq and is a predicted model, not a curated record. Gene Ontology annotation, cellular component: sarcolemma; axon; postsynapse. Bases 1 to 1389 code for a protein of 462 amino acids. Gene Ontology annotation, molecular function: calcium:sodium antiporter activity. NCBI's taxonomy places the organism in Eukaryota, Metazoa, Arthropoda, Insecta, Orthoptera, Acrididae. Gene Ontology annotation, biological process: sodium ion transmembrane transport; calcium ion import across plasma membrane. The transcript has 10 exons.